Molecule: messenger RNA, 1530 nt
Organism: Marchantia polymorpha subsp. ruderalis
Lineage: Eukaryota; Viridiplantae; Streptophyta; Marchantiopsida; Marchantiales; Marchantiaceae
Source: the annotation of a GenBank genome assembly
AUGGCACUCGCUCCUGGACCCGCUUCAUUCAAUCCAGUACCUGUGGCCUACCAAACCACUGGCGAUGGUUCUGCAGUACCUGAUUGGCUCAACAAAGGGGACAAUGCUUGGCAGCUGACGGCGUCCACCUUUGUAGGCCUGCAAUGUAUUCCGGGGCUGAUGAUUCUGUACGGGAGUAUAGUGAAGAAGAAAUGGGCCAUCAAUUCGGCGUUCAUGUCCCUCUACGCAUUCGCAGCAGUGCUCAUCUGCUGGGUGUCAUGGGCCUUCAGAAUGUCCUUCGGAGAGGAGCUCAUCCCUCUGUGGGGAAAAGCCGGACCUGCUCUGGACCAGAAAUUCCUGCUGAAACAAGCUGAUCUCCCGGCCACUGGAACGGAUUAUUUUCCUCCUCUCGCCCCCAUGUACCCCAUGGCGACCCUGGUUUACUUCCAGUUCGUGUUUGCAGCCAUCACUCUGGUAUUGAUUGCAGGCUCCUUGUUGGGUCGAAUGAACUUCCUCGCGUGGAUGCUAUUCGUGCCCCUCUGGCUCACCUGCUCGUACACCGUCGGGGCCUUCAGCCUUUGGGGUGGUGGAUUUCUCUUCCAGUGGGGCGUCAUAGAUUAUGCUGGUGGCUAUGUGAUCCACGUCUCAGCUGGAGUGGCUGGUUACGUGGCUGCAUACUGGGUUGGUCCUAGACUGGAUAGGGACCGCCAUAGCUUCCCUCCAAACAAUGUGCUGCUGAGUUUAGCAGGAGCGGGCCUGCUGUGGCUGGGCUGGAACGGGUUCAACGGAGGAGCACCUUAUGCUGCAAAUGUGAUUUCUUCGAUGGCGGUGCUCAACACCAACAUCUGUGCCGCAACCAGCUUGCUCGUCUGGACCAGCAUUGAUGUCAUUGUUUUCAAAAAGCCCUCCGUGAUUGGUGCCGUUCAGGGUAUGAUCACCGGUUUGGUCGUCAUCACUCCGUCUGCCGGUUUGGUUCAGGGCUGGGCUGCCAUGAUCAUGGGUGUGUUCGCUGGCAGCGUGCCAUGGUACAGCAUGAUGAUUCUGGGCAAGAAGAAGAUGUUCAACAUCGUCGAUGACACUUUGGGCGUGUUCCAUACCCACGCCGUUGCGGGAACGAUGGGAGGCUGUCUGGCUGCUUUCUUCGCUCAUCCAACUCUCUGCAAUCUGUUUUUGUCGAUCCCUGGUGAGCGAGGAAUCAUCUACGCAGGAGACGAGCACGGGAUCCACGGCCACAAGGCUGGCUUGCAGCUGCUGAAGCAGAUCUGUGGAGCACUUUUCAUCAUCGGAUGGAACGUCGUCGUGACGAGCCUCGUCUGUCAAGUGAUUAAGCUCGUGGUGCCCCUUCGUAUGUCGGAGAAGAAGCUGACGGUGGGAGACGAUGCUGCCCACGGCGAAGAAGCAUACGCUCUGUGGGGAGAUGGAGAGGUAUUCAAUGCAUCGAUCCACUCAGGAGAGGCUUACUCAUUCCAGGCCCGAACUAUCGAAGCGUCGAAACACGAGCCUUCCGUCAGAGCACGAGCACCCACUGAUCAGAGUUUGGUCGAGCUCUGA